CAAUUCAUCAUAAACAACUAAGUUAGAACAAGUACUAUACUAUGGCUCUUUCCUUAUUAGUUAUGAUGCUUUUAAAGCUUAAUGUAUUGUUUCAUAUUCUCCUACUCUUUCAUCAUCCUUUUGGUAAUUCUGUGCAACCUUCUUGCCAUGAGAAAGAGAGGAAUGCUUUGAUCCAUUUCAAUGAAAGCUAUGAAAUAGAUUGUCGGCUUAGACCUGAUCACUAUCAACUCCAUCCAACGACAUCAACAUGGGGAUCAAAUGGUACCGAUUGUUGUUUAUGGGAUGGUGUUGAAUGUGACAUGGUGACUGGUCAUGUCAUUGGCCUUAACCUCGAUGGUUCUUGUCUCUACGGCUCUAUCAACUCCAACAGCACUCUCUUUCACCUUGUUCAUCUCCAAAAGCUUGAUCUUGGUUAUAAUAACUUCACUUUCUCUCCAAUUCCAACUGCCAUAGGCACACUUUCAAAGUUGCAAUUUCUUCACUUGGGUUCUUCUUUCUUCCAAGGUGAGAUUCCUUCUGAAAUUUCACUUUUGUCUAAGUUGACUCAUCUUGACUUGUCAUAUAAUGUUGGUGGUAAUGGUCCAGUACUUGUGUCUCUUUUGAAAAUAAAUCCCAAUGUUAGAAGCCUAUUCCAAAACUUAACUGCUUUGGAUUCUCUUUUCCUAACUUCUGUCCACAUCACCUAUGAAUUAAGUGAGUCCUUAACAAAUUUGACUUCUUUGACACACCUUGGUCUAGGGAGUUGUGGAUUGUAUGGGCCUCUUCCACCUUCACUUGGUAAAUUAACCCAACUCAAUUGGUUAAACCUCAAAGAGAAUGAUUUCACAGGUUACAUCCCAUCUUCUUUCCAAAAUCUCACAAAACUUUCCUUCAUAAAAAUAGCAGGUAAUCAAAUUUCUGGGCCAAUCCCUUCUUGGUUUGGAAAUAUUAGUGAAUUGACGUUUAUGGGAUUUUUUUCAAACAGUUUGAGUGGUACAGUUCCACCAUCAUUGUCCAAACUCAGUAAUCUUGAGACUCUCGAUCUCGGGGAAAACAUUUUAAGUGGUACAUUGCAGCUAGAUUCUUUUCUUAAACUGAGAAAUCUCACUGAGCUUUAUCUAGGCUUCAAUAUGAUUUCCUUACUCAUUGAUGAAACAAAAAUAGAUCCUAACACCACACUUUCAAAAUUUUAUUCUCUAGCGUUUGCUAAUUGCAACUUAAGCAAGUUUCCCGAAUUUAUUGGCCAUCAAACUAAUCUUGUACUGUUGGAUCUUUCAUAUAAUAAUAUAGUUGGUCAAAUUCCCCAAACUCUGAUGAGUAUUCAAACCUUGGAAGCCAUAUAUUUAUCCAACAAUUGGAUAACAGGAUUUCAUAACCACACAAUCAAGCUACCUUGGUCUAGUCUACGUAUGUUAGAAAUGCAAGAUAAUUCGUUGCAAGGACAACUACCGAUUCCACCAUCAUCUAUCAAACAUUACGAUGUCUCUAACAAUAAUCUAAGUGGUGAAAUUCCCAUGUCUAUAUGCAAUUUGACUUCAAUUGCAGUCCUUGAUUUGUCAAGUAACAAUUUCAGUGGCGAAUUUCCACCUUGUUUAGGAAGUAUGAUCAAUAAUGACUCCCUAAUUGCUUUGAAUUUGAGAAAUAACUCUUUUCAUGGCACCAUUCCCCUUGAAUGUCAGCAGGAAAGCGAGUUGAGAAUGGUGGAUUUUAGUCACAAUCAUUUUCAAGGAAAACUUCGACGACCAAUCUCAACUUGUAUGAAUCUUGAAUAUCUUGAUUUCUCUUUCAAUCAAAUUAGUGAUGUCUUCCCCACUUGGUUGGGGAGCUUUCCUCUAUUAAAAGUUGUUUUGCUGAGGGCAAACAAAUUUCAUGGAGUUAUAAGAAAACCUCAAAGCACUACUACUGAGUUUCCAAGGCUGCAAAUUAUUGAUGUGUCUCACAAUUGUUUCACAGGGGCAUUGCCACAUGAAUAUAUGCUCAUUUGGAAUGCUAUGAAAGCUUUCAAGCUGAGCAAUUUGACAUAUAUGAAAGCAUGGGAAAAUGACACCUUUAGUUUUAGUUAUGAGCUCAGUGAGUAUGAUUAUUCAACAACAUUUGUGUUGAAAAGUGUGGCAACACAUUUUGGAAAAAUCCCAACAAAUCUAGCAGUGAUUGAUUUAUCAAGCAACAAAUUCAGUGGUCAGAUUCCUCAAUCCAUUGGAAUCUUAAAGGCUCUCUACUCGCUCAACCUUUCAAACAAUGCGCUCAGCGGUCACAUUCCACCAUCGUUGGGGACAUUAACAGAACUGGAAUCCUUAGACCUCUCUCAAAACCAACUGUCAGGACAGAUCCCUCAGCAACUAGCAGAACUAAACUUUCUCCAAAAGUUUGAUGUGUCUUAUAACAAUCUCACUGGUCUUAUACCGCGAGGGAACCAAUUCCAGACGUUUGAAAACUCAUUUGAGGGUAAUCAAGGACUGUGUGGUGAACCAUUAUUGAAGAAAUGUGAAAACAUGAUGCUCCCACCACCAUCUGCUUUAAAUAAAAAUGUUGAUUCUGAUUCUCCAAUUGAAAUUGAUUGGAAUUUUGUUUUGGCGGGACUUGUUAGCGGGUUUGUUAUUGGAGUCUCUCUUGGGGAGAUAGUGAUCCCAAGGACGCGACUGGCAUGGUUGAUUUACUUCUCUAGAACAAGACUGAGAGAGAUGAUGAUCAGAGGCUAAGCAAUAGUUGUUGCUAUUAUUGCUUGCUUGGAUAAAAAGAUUGUGUCUUCAUACUUGGCUGCCUGUGAUUUUGUUGAGGACAUAAUCAUGUGGGAGAGAACCUUUUAAUUUUCCAUUUUGGUGGCCUUUAGCCUUCAGCCUUUCCCUUUUUUUUUUUUUUUUUUUUUUUUUUUUUUUUUUUAAUUUAAGAUAAUAGGGAUAAAAUGGUUUACUUUGCUGUAGUUUUCAUUGAGGUUUUCUUGUUUAGUACCUCCUUAAUAAGAAAUGACUUGAAACUUUUGUGUCUACAUGAUUUAAUAGAUUGAUCUAGCUUUACAAUGCAGAAUUGGUUAUUGGAAUUUGUUGUAA
Cannabis sativa is the source of this 3026-nucleotide messenger RNA. Its product is annotated as receptor-like protein 7. The record is from RefSeq and is a predicted model, not a curated record. The coding region runs from base 42 to 2678 and encodes 878 amino acids. The transcript is spliced from 2 exons. Gene Ontology annotation, molecular function: protein binding. NCBI's taxonomy places the organism in Eukaryota, Viridiplantae, Streptophyta, Magnoliopsida, Rosales, Cannabaceae.